AUGGCGUCGCCCAUGGAAGACCAUCUCUUCGCCCGCCUGCAGCACAAGACGGACGCGGCCGCGCUGCAGCGCCAGCAGGACGCCCUCAGCUCGCGGCAGUCCGCGCAGGACCGCCGCUCGCAGGACCGCCUCGCCGAGCUGGUCCAGGAUAACGCGUCGCUGCCCGUGACCAUCCGCUCCGUACGCGUCCUGCACGCCCACCGUACGCGCCGCGGCUUCCUCGAGCGCGCCGUCGGCCCCGUCCUGAGCGCCAGCGGCCCCGACGGCUGCACGCUCGAGGACGCCCUGGCCGCCGUCGGCGCCGCGGCCGACAGGCUGGACCGCUUCGGCAUCUUCAAGGCGCCCGUCGCCGUCUUCCUUGACCGGCCCGACCCGGCGACAGCCGACUCGUCGCCCACGGACGUCGACGUCUACUUGGCGGCCCACGAGCGCGGCCGCUACACGGUCAAGACGGGCACCGAGGCGGGCGCCUCCGAGGCCGACGCCUACGUCCACGCCGAGCUGCGCAACCUGUUCGGCGGCGCCGAGACGCUCAACGCCCACGGCUCGCUGGGCACGCGCACCCGCUCCGCCUACUCGCUGGCCUUCGACACGCCCGUCGCUAGCCGCCCCGACCUCCGCUGGCAGCUGCACGGCUUCGCGAGCUCCGCGCUCAAGCCCUGGGCCGCCCAUGAGCUGCGCCAGCGCGGCGCCACCACCCGCCUGCUGUGGCGCUCGGCCGCCGGCCACGAGCACGCGCUGACCUACGCCGGCGUCUGGCGCCAGCUCACCGCCCUCGCCCCGCACGCAUCGCCCACGGUGCGCGCCGACGCCGGCGACUCGUUCAAGAGCAGCCUCACCCACUCCUGGACUAACGACCGCCGCGACAACCCGCUGCUGCCCUCGCGCGGCUACCUGCUCAAGACAGUCGCCGAGCUUGCCGGCCUCGGCGCCCUCGCCGGCGACGUCUCGUUCCUCAAGACCGAGGCCGAGUCGCACCUCGCCCUGCCCGUCGGCGCCACCGGCAUCACCCUGACCGCCGGCCUGCGCGCUGGCCUGCUCUACCCGCUCGCCCGCAACGCCAGCACCAUCAAUGACCGCUUCCAGCUCGGCGGGCCCAACAGCGUGCGCGGCUUCCGCCUCGGCGGGCUGGGCCCCCACGACGGCGCCGAUGCUGUCGGCGGCGACCUCUUCGCGGCUGGAGGCGCCAGCCUGCUGCUCCCCGUCCCGCGUGUCGGCAAGGACACACCGCUGCGCCUCCAGGCCUUCAUCAACGGCGGGCGUCUCCUCGCCCUCAAGCCCGCCAAGUCAGAGGACGGCACCUUGGCCGCUGACGCGCGAGAAAGCCUCAAGCAGGCCUUCCGAGACCUGAAGGAGGAGCUGCCGAGUGCCGCCGCCGGUGUCGGCCUGGUCUACGCGCACCCUCUCGCGCGGUUCGAGAUCAACUUCAGCCUGCCGCUGGUCAUGCGCAAGGAGGAGCAGGGCCGCAAGGGGCUGAGCUUCGGGGUGGGAAUCGAGUUCUUGUAG
Messenger RNA from Didymella exigua CBS 183.55, 1506 nucleotides. RefSeq lists its product as uncharacterized. The transcript has 2 exons. The coding region runs from base 1 to 1506 and encodes 501 amino acids. Gene Ontology annotation, biological process: protein insertion into mitochondrial outer membrane. The record is from RefSeq and is a predicted model, not a curated record. NCBI's taxonomy places the organism in Eukaryota, Fungi, Ascomycota, Dothideomycetes, Pleosporales, Didymellaceae. Gene Ontology annotation, cellular component: SAM complex; outer membrane.